Molecule: messenger RNA, 4079 nt
Organism: Gracilinanus agilis (Agile Gracile Mouse Opossum)
Lineage: Eukaryota; Metazoa; Chordata; Mammalia; Didelphimorphia; Didelphidae
Gene: SLC38A3
Product: solute carrier family 38 member 3
Exons: 16
Coding region: 169-1701 (510 amino acids)
Biological process (GO): histidine transport; L-glutamine transport; asparagine transport
Molecular function (GO): L-glutamine transmembrane transporter activity; L-histidine transmembrane transporter activity; L-asparagine transmembrane transporter activity
Source: RefSeq, a predicted model, not a curated record
AGAUCGCCGAGCGGACCCCGGAGCGGCCCCUGGAGCCUCUGGUCCCCAGCAGCUCAUAGCUCUUCGCCUGACCCCGAGAGUCUCAGAGGUUUUACCUGUCUCGAAGGCACACAAUCAAGACCAAAGGUUCUCAAUCCCCUGCUGCCUGCAUCUGUGCCCAAUCCAGCCAUGAACCCCCCGGAGGUCCCUGCACAAACAGAGAUGGUGGAACUGGUGCCCAAUGGCAAACAUGUAGAAGGACUGUGCCCUGUGGCUUUACCCACUGUAGGAGUUGAAAGGUGUGAGGUUGGAAGACCCAGCCAUGGGGAAGCAGAAGGAUUCCUGCCCCAAAAUGCCAGCAAAGAGACACACUUCACAGAUUUUGAAGGGAAGACUUCAUUCGGGAUGUCUGUGUUUAACCUGAGCAAUGCCAUCAUGGGCAGUGGCAUCCUGGGGCUGGCGUAUGCCAUGGCCAACACUGGCAUUCUGCUCUUCUUAUUCCUCCUCACCUGUGUGGCCCUGCUGUCCAGCUAUUCCAUCCACUUGCUGCUCAAGUCUUCAGGGAUUGUAGGUAUCCGAGCCUACGAGCAGCUGGGCUUUCGGGCCUUUGGAACACCAGGGAAGCUGAUGGCAGCGAUAGCUAUCACCCUACAGAACAUUGGAGCCAUGUCCAGUUACCUGUACAUCGUGAAGUCAGAAGUGCCCCUGGUCAUCCAGACUUUCCUCAACCUACCUGAGAAAACCUCGGAUUGGUACAUGAACGGGAACUACCUGGUAAUCCUGGUCUCAGUCACCAUCAUCCUUCCCUUGGCUUUGAUGAGGCAGCUGGGAUACUUGGGCUAUUCCAGUGGCUUUUCUCUCAGCUGCAUGGUGUUCUUCUUGAUUGCAGUCAUCUACAAGAAAUUCCAGAUCUCAUGCCCAUUGCCCACAUUCUCUGCCAAUGUGACGGGCAAUACCAGCCACGUGCAAAUCAUCAUGAAGGAUUCCUCGGGUGGGGACCCCCUCAUCCAGGCCUCUAACACUGACAGCUGCACCCCCAGCUACUUCACCCUCAAUACUCAGACAGCAUACACCAUCCCCAUCAUGGCCUUCGCCUUUGUCUGCCACCCAGAGGUGCUGCCCAUCUACACAGAACUCAGGGACCCCUCAAAGCAGAAGAUGCAACACAUAUCCAACUUGUCCAUUGCUGUCAUGUAUGUGAUGUAUUUCAUGGCUGCCCUCUUUGGCUACCUCACCUUCUAUGAUCGGGUGGAGUCGGAGCUCUUGCACACUUACAACAAAGUGGACCCCUUUGAUGUCCUGAUCCUGUGUGUCCGUGUGGCUGUGCUCACUGCUGUCACUCUCACUGUCCCUAUUGUCCUUUUCCCGGUCCGGAGGGCCAUCCAGCAGAUGCUGUUCCAGGACAAAGAGUUCAGCUGGCUCAGGCACACUCUCAUUGCUGUCAUCCUGUUGACCUGUAUCAACCUAUUAGUCAUCUUUGCCCCCAACAUCCUGGGCAUCUUUGGGAUCAUUGGUGCCACCUCUGCACCCUGCCUGAUUUUCAUCUUUCCAGCAAUCUUCUAUAUCCGAAUUGUGCCCAAGGACAAGGAGCCGCUGAAGUCCACCCCCAAAAUAUUGGCCAUAUGCUUUGCAGGAUUAGGUGUUCUCUUCAUGACCAUGAGCCUGAGUUUUAUCAUCAUUGACUGGAUCUCUGGGAAUAGCAAGAGCGGUGGCAACCACUAGGACCCAGCAUGGCCUGGGGUCACCCAUCACCCACCCACUUGUGCCAUUGCCUGCCAGGACUGCUAAGCUGCCCGGGCCCUAGGCUGGUGGGGGGGAGGAGGAAGGGAGGACAUUUUUCACUCAAUGUGUGUUUUGUCUUUAAUUAUUAUUAUCCCUAUUGAGGAUCUUUUUUUUAAAGGGGGUGGAGACCCUGCAGGGGGUAGCACUGGAGCAGCUGGUACAUUGGGUUCUCUCCCUACGGGGCGUGGAGGCCACAGAGGCCGGGCCUUGGGCAUCCUUCAUCUUCCCUCCUGGGGUCUGGGGAGGACUGAUGCCUCUUAGGAUAUCCUCCGAUUGUCUCCACCACUGACUGCUCCCCUGGCGAGGUGGGGCUCAGCAGGGGACAACCCUAUGCUCUAAGAGAGGAUUAAGGAACUUUUCGGUAAGAUUGGGCCAAAUGCUCCUUGUGCUCCUGAGGCCCUGGAUCCCCAUGCCUCCUCUCUUGUCUGCCCGGCAAAGGUAUCUUUAUCCCCUUGGCUACCCUGCCACCGUGUCCCCCUAUCCGUGUAGGGUCUAGAAACCAAUUUGCAGGGGAUGGGAGGGAGAUGAUGGGUAGUCAGAGACGUUUUCCUGACCCUGGACGCCUCUCCUCCCUGGGGCCAAGGAGAAUCCUAUUUGUGAAGAUCGUGAAAUUCAGCCCUUGGUAGAUAGAACUAGGAAAAGGUCAAUGGCCUCCAGCCAACCCCCUGUCCAGCCAGUUGGGAAGAAAAAUGUGUUUCCAUCACCUCUGGGAAGAGGCUGACUCAGAGUUCACCUGAGCCAUCUAGGUACUCCUCAGUGGCGCCACCGCUAAGGGAAUUACGUGGGAUGGAAAAGAUUUAUUCCUCUCAGACAGAAAAGGGAGACUCUAGGGAUGGGGAGAACUCUGGUGGGAGAAGUGCUCCCUUUAAGUAGCCAAAAGCUGGCCCCAUCUCUAAGGUCUUGACCUUCCCCUUCCCUAGGAAGGCUACAUCUGUGCUCUUCAGGGAGCCACGACAGCUCUCUCCUAAGGCCUGGCGGUGGGACCCGGAGACCUCUGCAAGGGCUUCCUCUGGCUCCUGCUUCCUGCUCUCAUUAGUCUGUUCCUCCCACCCUAUCAGUGGGGCUCUCCAUUGACAGCAUGGGAUCUGAGAGGCAGGAGUCCCCCAACUGUUUCAGGAAAGUUGUGGCUUCUGCUAUAUCUCAACCCAGGCUGGGUAAACCAGGACCAAGGCAGGCUUUGUAGGCUUAAGCUCCCCUACGACUCUGGCUCUUCUGGGUCUGGACAAAAGGAACAGAUGGGGUGCAGGCAGGUACCCCUAAACCAGUCACCCUGCCUCCCCGUGUUGCCAAUUUCCUGCUUCUGACUGGUUGGCACCUUCUGACUGGGAGUUAGAGGAGAGGAGGGGAUGGAAGCUGAAACACUGAGCUGAUGGCCCGGAACGAUGGUGAAUCCAGGAGGAGGGGGACAGCUAAGAUGAAAGGCUUUGGACCCAGGGGUCACAGAUGUGACACAGACUUUUUGAGAAAUGCCACCUAAGAGCAUCCUUCUGUCUCUGGCCUGGGACGUCCCUGGGCUGCCUGGUAUCCAAGUACUAUACACCCGAGUGUGUUCCUUGGUGGUUCAUUCAGGUUGGGCCACACAGCCCCAGCAGGCAAGGCAGGAGAUAAGCAGAGAGAAAAGACACCUCUCCAUACUGGGCUGGUCCUGGUGCCUGGGUGCAGCCACCCCAGCAGGAGCUGUGGAGUCAGGAAAAUGGGAAGAGUAUCAGAUUCUCCCAGCCACCCCUCUCCCCUGACACACACACGCCCCAUUCUGGGUCUCGUCCAUCCUGGGAAGGAGAAUCCCCUGGCUGCUCUUAAGCAGGGAGGUGGGAAGAUGAGAGAGCUUUGGUGCCAAGCCCUUCCAAGGCAUCGGAAGCAGCACGGAGAGAGGAAUAGCCUUCAGGGUGGGAGCUGGCAGCCUUUGGCCGGAAGCCCCCUUCCCUCCCACCUCCCCAAUCCCUGAGGGAGGGGAGUGAGUAGUGGGCUGAGGCAACGUGAGGUGCAUUUCCCUUGAGCUCAGGACUAGCCUUCUGAGCCAAGUUCUGGCUCCUGAGAAACUCGGGCCAUGCAGAGGCCCCCCAACAGGCGGUGGGAAACAUUGGCAGGGAGUGGGAAGGAGCUCCCACACCACCACUCCCCCAGGCCCCCGGAAGGCCCGAGGCUCAGCAAUCUUGGCUCCCUGCUGAGCAGGCUAUGGGAGGGACCAGUGCCCUCUCUCACAGGUUGCAUUUCCAGUCCUCUGUCCAAGUUAGCUCCAAGCUUGGAAACACUGAAAUCCAGCCCCCACUGACACACCGCAGACCUUCUUAAGAACAAUAAAAGUCAGUGAAAACUGA